Hemicordylus capensis (graceful crag lizard) is the source of this 3269-nucleotide messenger RNA. It is a transcript of the gene EOMES, whose product is annotated as eomesodermin. The record is from RefSeq and is a predicted model, not a curated record. Gene Ontology annotation, cellular component: nucleus. The transcript has 6 exons. Gene Ontology annotation, biological process: endodermal cell fate specification; regulation of transcription by RNA polymerase II; positive regulation of DNA-templated transcription. NCBI's taxonomy places the organism in Eukaryota, Metazoa, Chordata, Lepidosauria, Squamata, Cordylidae. Gene Ontology annotation, molecular function: DNA-binding transcription factor activity, RNA polymerase II-specific; RNA polymerase II cis-regulatory region sequence-specific DNA binding. Bases 281 to 2311 code for a protein of 676 amino acids.
UAAGCCCCUCCCCGACUGCAGGAGCAGAGGGUGCUUGCCUCUAUAAAAGGACUCCCAGGCUUGGUCAAUAGCAGUCAGUGGUGCGGUUUUUAAAGGGCAGGGCUGCUUAGAGCUCCAUGAGGCCGGCGCAGAAGACGGCCGGGGGUUUGGGGGGCCUUGGUUUGUGCCUGUGAGGGCGGCUGGCGAAGCAGGGCCCCGGCGCGGGCUGAGGCGCUUUGAAGCGCUGGCAUUCUGCGUCCCUCCGCCAAGCCGCGGCACUUCCUUGGGGUAUCCUGAGGAGAUGCAGUUGGGGGAGCAGCUCUUGGGCAGCGCGGCCAGCCUGCCCGGCGCCCCGUUUUACCCGCUGGAGAGCGCGGGCGGACGCGCCGGCACUUCCACGCGUCACCUCAGCGCUGGGUCGCCGCCGCCGCCGCGCCUCGACUUGGACAAGGCAGCGAAGAAGUUUGGCAGCGCCUCGGGGCCGCCGCCGGCGGGCAUGCUGGGCGAGUCUGAGGAGAGCGAAGCGCCUCCCUUUGCCACCGCCGCCGCCGCGGGAGGACAGGUGCCCGCCAAGACGGCUACUGUGCCGGACGGCGGGCGCAAGAGCUCUCCCUGCCCGGCUGAGGAAGAGGUGUUGCCGCCGGCGCCGGCGCGCUACUCGUUGGACGGCCUGAGCCCCGAGCGCUACUACCUGCAGUCGCCUGGGCCUCAGGGCGGCGCCGAGCUGGGCGGCCCGUGCGCCCUGUUCCCUUAUGCGGGGGCGGCGGGGAGCUCGCAGGCCGGCUCCGUCUACCAGGCGCCCGGCGGGGCGCGCUACCCCUACGGCUCGGUCCUGUCGCCGCCUGCGGGCUUCUCGACGGCGGCGGGCAGAGCGCCCUUCGCAGCUGCCGCCGGCCCUUACCAGUACGGCCAAGGGGCUCCUCCGGGCAGUCUCUACAGUCCGUACCCGGCAGCAGCGGGCUCCUGCGGCGGGCUGGGCGCUCUGGCGAUGCCCGGCGGGGCGGGCGGACUCCGAGCCCAAGUCUUCCUCUGCAACCGGCCGCUCUGGCUCAAGUUCCACCGGCACCAGACCGAGAUGAUCAUCACCAAACAGGGCAGGCGGAUGUUCCCCUUCCUGAGCUUCAACAUCACGGGCCUCAAUCCCACGGCCCACUACAAUGUCUUCGUGGAGGUGGUGCUCGCCGAUCCCAACCACUGGCGCUUCCAAGGGGGCAAGUGGGUGACCUGCGGCAAAGCCGAUAACAACAUGCAAGGCAACAAAGUCUAUGUUCAUCCGGAAUCUCCCAACACUGGAGCCCACUGGAUGAGGCAGGAAAUUUCCUUUGGGAAACUGAAACUAACUAAUAACAAAGGAGCCAAUAAUAAUAAUACCCAGAUGAUAGUACUGCAGUCUCUCCACAAAUAUCAGCCUCGUCUCCAUAUAGUGGAAGUGACCGAGGAUGGCGUUGAAGAUAUGAAUGACUCCUCUAAGACUCAAACAUUUAAUUUUCCAGAAACACAGUUCAUAGCUGUUACCGCAUAUCAGAACACUGAUAUCACACAGCUUAAAAUUGACCACAAUCCAUUUGCAAAAGGCUUUCGGGACAACUAUGAUUCCAUGUACACAGCUUCAGAAAAUGACAGAUUAACUCCAUCUCCCACGGAUUCUCCUAGAUCCCACCAGAUUGUCCCGGGAGCCCGAUACAGCGUACAGCCCUUCUUCCAGGAACAAUUUGUCAACAACCUGCCACCAGCUAGAUUUUAUAAUGGAGAAAGAACUGUGCCCCAGACAAAUGGCCUCCUCUCACCUCAGCAGAAUGAAGAAGUGACCAAUCCUCCCCAGAGGUGGUUUGUCACUCCAGUGCAACAGCCAGGAGCCAACAAACUGGACAUGAACUCCUAUGAAACUGACUACUCUUCUACUGCGCUACUUCCAUAUGGUAUAAAAUCCUUCCCCCUCCAGACAUCCCAUGCCUUGGGUUAUUACCCUGAUCCAACAUUCCCCUCCAUGGCAGGAUGGGGAAACAGAGGCUCUUAUCAGAGGAAAAUGUCUACUGGCCUACCUUGGACCUCCAGAACAAGCCCUCCCAGUUUCUCUGAAGAUCUUCUUUCUAAGGAGAAAGUAAAAGAAGAAAUGGGAUCAUCUUGGAUAGAGACCCCACCCUCCAUAAAGUCUCUAGAUUCAAAUGAUUCCGGAGUCUAUACUGGUGCUUGUAAAAGGAGGAGACUCUCACCUAGCACGUCAAGCAACGAAAACUCUCCAACAAUGAAAUGUGAGGACAUUAAUACUGAGGACUAUGGCAAAGACACUUCAAAAGGCAUGGGCUACUAUGCUUUCUACACCAGUUCCUAAGGAGUGAAGUCCUUGUCUCAUACUUAAACAAAAACUUGACUGGGCAUAAUUCUUUCAGUGAUGGUACAGAGAUCUUUUGCAUAAAUGUUGCCAAAGGAACUCUUUACCGCCCAUCAUGAAAUGUUCUUGUGCAAUGCUAUAGAAGGUGCCAAAGCUUUUGACUGACUUCUGCAGGUAAAAAUGAGAAAAAACAGGGUAGCACUCCAAAACAACUAUCCCCACCUUUGGACUUUGGAGAGUCCAUUACAAGUGUCCUGUUAUUAAGCAUGUAGCUUUCUUCAGUACCAAGGAGAGUGGAACCGCUAAAGGGGUACAAUUUGGCAGUGGUUAGGUGCUGUGCAUUACCAGUGUUUAAAAGUUCCAUGCCUGACAGAGGAACAGGUGCUUUUUGAACAGACUACCCAUAUCACUUAGUAGCAGGGAAAAUCCAAAAUGGAGGUUUUACCUAUAGAGUAAUCCUUUAUGAAGUAUGCAAGAACCAGCCUCCUGGUUUAAUAGCUAAACCUCAUUUUGUCUUGGGAGACUCUAAAUGCCUUGGCAGAAAGCUAUGGCAGCAAAGGAAUCCUAUGAAGGUAGUGUGUGUGGGGGGUGUACAGCUCUAUGUUGUCUAGAUACACUGUAGAAUAUAACAAAACAUUCUGUAUAUAGCUUUAGUCAUGACAGUGCAGUUGGGUGUCUGAAGCUGGUGUGUGGGGAGUUCUUCCUUUAAACAAACAUUUAAGUCUGAUGGUGAACACUGAUGCUGAGAGUACAUCAAAAUAUCUAUUUAUUGGUAGGUGGUGAAUGUAUAUUUUCAGCUGUUCUCAAUUGAAAGUGUUUGUAACUCCUGUUGCUCGGCCUGUAAAUAAUCUUACCAAAUGCUGAUAGGUGGCAAAAGACUUUAAAAGCAAAGCAUUAGUUUAUUUUGGGGUGGGCCUCUUGUCUGUAUAUAAUUUUUAAUAAAUGUGUUGUAAUGAUA